Messenger RNA from Drosophila grimshawi, 1350 nucleotides. RefSeq lists its product as uncharacterized. Gene Ontology annotation, molecular function: DNA binding. Lineage: Eukaryota; Metazoa; Arthropoda; Insecta; Diptera; Drosophilidae. The transcript is spliced from 3 exons. The record is from RefSeq and is a predicted model, not a curated record. The coding region runs from base 70 to 1233 and encodes 387 amino acids. Gene Ontology annotation, cellular component: RNA polymerase I complex. Gene Ontology annotation, biological process: nucleolar large rRNA transcription by RNA polymerase I; transcription elongation by RNA polymerase I; RNA polymerase I preinitiation complex assembly.
UAAUUUUUACACGUGCCGACGGCAUACACAAAUUGUAUUUAAAAUCUAAGUUAUUCCUUAAUCAAUAAAAUGGAUGAAAAGACACUGAUUGAAAAUGUUUACAAUCGCGGUCGCGAUUCAGAUUUACCCACAAUGCUAAAUUUUCAGAAUGGUUCUUUGGGGACCAGAGCGAAUUUCACUUUAGUUGAAGAUACAAAGGGACGAAAUCCGCGCAAGCGAGCACUGGUUGUGGCCGGUGAGAACGUCUACAUAGGCGAUUUGCAAGGUACCCAGGAAUAUGAUACAUACAUUUGCAUUCGAAACAAAUCCACCAACAAGGCGACGAUUGUGCCAAUGCAGCAGGCGCUCCUCUCUAACAAUAUUUACGAAAAGUUGGACACACAACCAACUCUGCCGAUGUUGAGCAAAGAGCUUGCAACGAAAAAACUGCUAAAGGAGUUUGGCGGACGCAAGACAUCGCGCUAUUUAGCGAACUCCGAGCAGAUGAUGGUCAAUGUGGAUGUGAUGCGUAAGGAUUUGGAUGAGACGGUUCAGAGUUCUGUGCGCAACGAGGGCGAUGAUGAAGCUGAUGACACUUUGCCCGAGGUAGACACUAACAAUGCAGCAUACCUGGCAAGCAUUGUGCCCAAGUGCGAUAAGGCGGCAACAAAAGUAAGCGAAGUCUACGACGUGGCGGAUGUGGUGCCGCAAACACUGCUCGACCGUCUCGACGAGGAAGCCAAGAGUGUGUAUGGCACGUCAUUGGAGAACCUACCCAUUGAGUCGGACUAUCUGCGUGAGUGCAUCAAGCGCAUACAGGAAAAGGAGAUUACGUCCAAGACGGACUUUCUCCACAUCAAACUGAUCAUCUACAUGGAUGCGCUACAAUCGCUAAUUGCGCUGCGCAAACGGCAAAUGAAGCGUGUUGAGCUGUCGCGCAUCACAGAAAAGGUAGAGAAUGAUGUGCGACAUCGAUUUGCGGAUCCCAAUGUGGCUCGAUCCUGUACACGCACCACAUUCAGCACGGAGAAGGCACUCACGCAUUUCAUUGUCCUUGCGCUGCUCAUCAGUGAAAAGCACGAAGUGGACGUCAAUGUCUUGUCUCGAAUCCUGCGCACCUCUAAGCAGCGCAUCAUUACGUAUGCACACAUUGUCAAUGCACGCCCCAAAUCUCGCUCAGACGUGAUUUCCCUCCGGCUGCCCAGCACGGUUCCAGCACUAAAGGUUUCCAGGCGUUUUCAGCGCAAAAAGUAGUAUUUGGUACAUCACUCUAUAGGUGAUUCUAAUUUAGUGAAGAGCAAAUUUUAAAUGUUUUAUUUUCGAAUAAAGAAAAAACUUAAAAUGUGUGAAUGUUACACACGAUAUUCAGAA